This is a messenger RNA of Botrytis byssoidea, 1080 nucleotides long. RefSeq lists its product as uncharacterized. Bases 1 to 1080 code for a protein of 359 amino acids. The record is from RefSeq and is a predicted model, not a curated record. The transcript is spliced from 3 exons. Lineage: Eukaryota; Fungi; Ascomycota; Leotiomycetes; Helotiales; Sclerotiniaceae.
AUGGCAUCAGACACCGCCGACGUUUCAGAGAAGCUUGUCUUUGAUACCAAAGGCAAUGUCCUUCUUAUCUUUACACGGAAUUCUGAGGAUAAAGAAGAAGGCAAAAACUCACUAAAUGAGUCAACUUCGUUGAAGAGGAAAACUCCCGAUGAUACCCCCAACAGCAUCGCUAUGCUUGUUUCCUCGAAACAUUUAAUACUUGCAUCGCCUGUCUUCGACGCAAUGAUUGGCGAUGCUAGAUUUAAAGAAGGGGCAGCGUUACUCGCGUGUGGAAAGGUUGAAGUUAAGCUGCCUGAUGACGAUCCUGAUGCAUUCGCAAUCGUAGCCAAUGUUAUCCACCAUCGCAACAAAAUGGUUCCCGAAAAAAUCAGCUUUCAAUUGUUCGUAAAAGUAGCAAUCAUUACAGAGAAAUAUCAAAUAUCUGGUGCGAUGCGGUGGGUUUCAAAAGAAUGGUUCGAUAAUUUGCCUUGCUCCAUUCACAAUAAACUCGGUAAUCUAUAUGCGCUCAUCUUCACGUCAUUGGUCUUUGGCAACGCCUGCGUGUUCGAGAGGCACACGCGGAGGGCAAUCUUGCACUCUAAAGGUAAUUUUGGUGCUAAUAUAAAGGAUGACUUCUACUUUCGUCCCUCAAUCGUUGAUGCAAUCAAGGCAGCCCGUACGCAAGCUUUGUCUGAUAUAUUUGAUGCGCUCAACAGUUUCAUCAAGCGAGGAACUGAGCCUCUGGCAUGUUGCGACGACCGACACGAUAUAUGCGGUAUCAUGACUACUGGCUCUUUUCUAAGAAGUAUUCAUAUUGAUAUAGGUUGGCCACUUCCUCCUGCGCCAUAUACCGGAACCAAUCUCUUCAACCUUCACAAAUGCGUCUCCAAACUCAGUAUUCGAACUUUGUGUGCAGAAAGAACGAAACUCGGUGAACAUGGAGGAACUUUAGUGCCUGGUCUAGGGUGCAAAAAUCAGCAGAUGUUCACAAAGAUGAUCGAGGUGCAGAUCAAGGAGCUCGAAAGAAAAAUUGUUGGUUUGGAUAUCGAAAAGUUCCAACGGAAAGUCCCAGCGAAAGGGGAUUUGACAUUUUGUGACUAG